Symbiodinium sp. CCMP2592 is the source of this 1932-nucleotide messenger RNA. Lineage: Eukaryota; Dinophyceae; Suessiales; Symbiodiniaceae. The record is from the annotation of a GenBank genome assembly.
AUGGACUUCAGCCAGUCCCUGUUUCUGCAGAGCAAGCGACUGGCGAUCGAAUGGAAGUCCAAGAGCAUGGACGACGCAGGUGCAUUGCGGUGGUGCCAAUGGGCCAGUCGUGCCAUUCCAGCCUUUGUACACGAGAAGCAGCUGAGAAAGCCGGCAGAGGACACACUCCUGGCAGCGAGCAUCGUGGAUUUCUCCGGAAACAACAUCGGAGACAGAGGGUGCCACGGCAUCCUGUCACUGCUCUUUCAGCUCCGUAUCGCUGCAGACAAGCUCAAGCUGCACAAGAAUUUGCUCGGCAGAGCAGCGGCUCAGACUCUGAUGCAUUUCUUGGGCCGUACUGAGCAUCCACUGAACGAGCUACAUCUCUCGCACAACUACAUCACGCGAGAGGGGGCCGUGGACAUCCUGAAGGGUGUUGCAUGGAACCCCAGAUAUCCUGGGACGCUGCGUGACAGCGUCGGCCGCCUGAAGUAUGUGCCUCUGUGGCUACGCUUGGAGUCAAACAUGAUCUCCGACGCAGAGGGCCUCCUCAUCCAAGCAGAGCGCAAAAUGCAAGAUGCGCGGCGGACAGUUGCCGAAGGACACCACGUAGCAGUCACCUCCGACAAGGCGAUCUGCGAGAUUAGUGACAUCGCGACGGGCUACUGCUCUGCGACGCGAUGUGAUCAUGCCAACGGUACUCACUGCGCGAUGGUGCACCUGACCUACCCACGACAGCAACGCCUUCCCUUAGAAAAAGUCAAAGUUCCAGCAGAGGCAAAAGCCUGGCAGGAUCGCCCAAACGAGGCCUCCUUGUGGACCUUGGGUGGUCCGAAAGCAGUGCCUUCGCGGCCACCGAAAUCGAGCACCGCAGAAGCCUUGAACGGCGCUCCACCCAAAAAGGCUGUCCCGGCAGCUCCCUGGGCGAAGGCGGAGGCCAAGAAGGCUUCUGCCACCGCAGCUCCGACAGCUCCCGAAGAGGAAAGCCCCUGGGAUCCGAUGGGCGACGCUGGCAGUGAAGUCGAUUUGCAACCUUCGCUGGGCAGAUCCAUGCUGUUAGUCCAUGUUGGACCCCCGGGUCUCCAAGCCCCUGGCCACAACGUCGAGCCGCUAUCGAAACGUCCUCCGGAGGCGGCUCCGAAGCAUGCCUGGCAGACUGACAUCCAGCACCCACCCUGCAAAGCGCCUCCUAUCCUAAGCGAGGUGUCAAGUGAGGUCCAGGAGCCAAAGGCAGCGGUAGCCAGUGCACCUGGUCCAAAAGUCGUUUCGAAGGCUCCGCCGAAAGGGCCGACUCCCACUUUGAAGUGUCCUCCAGCAAAGGUCCACGCCGUGGAAAGGUCCAGCGAAGCGCUUGUCCCACCACCGUGGGCGAAGCUCCCAGGGUCUCAGGAAGCGGUGGCAGCGGCCCAGCCGAAGAUGAAGCCUCCGCCUCCAAAACCGUUGCACGCUGGGCCUUCUGGGCAGGCGCCGCCGCCGCAACCACCGCCCCCUCAGCCGAAGUUCGAGAAGGCAGACGAGGAGGAGCGGCCUGGCUGGACCAGAGCGGAGUGUCUGCUCCUGCCCCCGAUGGCCUCGAGCCCUGGCCCUGAACUCGAGACUCUGCAAGACGCCGAGCCCAGCACCAGGGCGAGCUCCUGGGCCUGGGAUGGCUCUGAGCCGGCUGCGCAGCUUGAAGAGCGGCUUCGGCCGUCUUUCCGGCGACCCCGCCCGGGCCCAGGCAUUCGAGCCGGCGCCGGAACGGUGAGAUCCCUGCUGCACGGCGGAGGCCGCAUCUUCAACGAGGACCCAAGACUUCCGCGACCAGCGCCUGCUGUCAGGACGCUCGCAGAGGAAGCCGUCGUGGGGGGCAUCGAGGAGCUCUUCGCUGAGUUUCGCGGCACGAAGGAGCAGUUCCGCAAACUCGUGGAGGUGGCUUUGGAGCGCUGCGCCGUCACUGACAGUUCUAAUCCGUGA